AUGGCCCUCGUCCACAACGCUAUCAUCAAUGGCUAUAACAGCAUCUACCAACAAGCCCCUUCCGUUAAACCCACCGACUACCCGGACUUCAUUGGCUACUCCCUCGCCUGGCACGCCAUGGUCACCGGCCACCACGACAGUGAAGAAGAGAUUCUCUUCCCAUCGCUCGAAGCCGCCACGGGCACCCAGGGGCUCAUGAACGGCGACAAGGCCGAGCACGCCGCUUUCCACGACGGCAUGGCCAAUUUCAAAACCUACCUCACAACCUGUGCCGCUGCGCCCGGCUCCUUCCGUGCCACCAACCUCCACCACGUGAUGGACACUUUCGGUCCCACGCUGCACCAGCACCUUUUACACGAACCCGCCAAACUAGCCUCUCUCGCCAAAUAUCCCAUCGACAUUCGUGCCCUAUCGGAGAAGACCGCCAAAUACAGCAUGGAUCGCACCUCCUCCGUCAAUCUCCUCCCGAUGCUGUGGUUUAACCUGGAUCUGGAGUUCGAGGACGGUAAAUGGAAGGAUUUCCCGCCUGUGUCGGCGCCGGUGCGCUGGGUUAUGGUGAAUGUACUCGGUUGGUGGCGCGCGGGCUGGUGGAGGUUUGGGAGCUGUGGGGCAGAUGGGAGACGGGUGAGGCUUCUGGCGCUGAGGGAGGAGUAUGCGAGUGGAUAG
Molecule: messenger RNA, 666 nt
Organism: Endocarpon pusillum Z07020
Lineage: Eukaryota; Fungi; Ascomycota; Eurotiomycetes; Verrucariales; Verrucariaceae
Exons: 2
Coding region: 1-666 (221 amino acids)
Source: RefSeq, a predicted model, not a curated record